Molecule: messenger RNA, 2058 nt
Organism: Impatiens glandulifera
Lineage: Eukaryota; Viridiplantae; Streptophyta; Magnoliopsida; Ericales; Balsaminaceae
Product: pentatricopeptide repeat-containing protein At4g39620, chloroplastic-like
Exons: 2
Coding region: 418-1953 (511 amino acids)
Molecular function (GO): protein binding; mRNA binding
Source: RefSeq, a predicted model, not a curated record
CGGUUCUGAGUUUGCCUUGGCACACCCUUUUUUGCUUUAAGCGAAUCUGGUAAAGCGGCAGUGUAUUAUAUCGGAUACUUGCUUCUUCUUGGUGGCGGUGGCUGAUUUAGCAUCUCUCGCCGUCGGGGUUUCAGUUUGAGUAACACUACGCAUCGUCUACCAGCUUGCGGAGGACGAGAGAGAGCCUUUUCCUGGCUUCAUUUGUCGUUGAAUUUCUUUUUUCAUCUUACCGUAUCCAUCUUACAAAGAAACUGAUGAUAAUUGGAGAAAUUCAGUUGAUAAAUACGAUAGCAUUUCUUCAUCGAUUGGAAGAUUCGGUUUCCACGAUUCUUCAAGGAGUUGAAAUUUCAGUGCCAUCCAUUCUUCCGUCAUUAGGUUAUAUCAUUUCUUACUAUAUAUCUUCCGUACUGCAACAACAUGCCUGUGGAAAUAUCAUCUUGCUCUCUUCAUCUUUCCCCUGUUUCGGCUAUAUCCUAUAGUAAAUCUAAUUUCGCAUCACAAAGUUCAAGAUUUAAUGCUCAGAUAUUGAAUUCCAGGCAAUUUAGUUCCAAAAUUUAUUGUCUUUCGACCCGUCCUGCGAAGAAAUCAAGUAUGAAAACAGACAAAAUCCUGGAGACAAAGGAACUGGUUUCUCUUUUGAUGAAGAAUUUCAGUGACAAGCGACCGCUGAUUACCACUCUAGAUAAGUACGUUAAGGUCAUGCGGGUGGAUCAUUGUUUCCUUCUCUUUGAAGAGCUUGGGAAAACUGAUAAGUGGCUUCAGUGUCUCGAGGUAUUCAGGUGGAUGCAGAAACAAAGAUGGUAUAUGGCAGAUAAUGGAGUAUAUUCAAAGCUGAUAUCAGUUAUGGGGAAGAAAGGUCAGACCAGAAUGGCAAUGUGGCUCUUCUCAGAGAUGCGAAGUAGCGGCUGCAAGCCGGAUACAUCCGUUUACAAUGCACUAAUCACAGCCCAUCUUCAUUCUCGAGACAAAUCGAAAGCUUUAAGCAAAGCAAUUGGAUAUCUCGAAAAAAUGAAAGGAAUGGAAAGGUGUAAACCGAACAUAGUCACAUACAACAUUCUCCUUAGAGCUUUCGCUCAAGCUCGAAACACCGUCCAAGUUGAAUUAUUGUUCAAAGAUCUUGAAGAAAGCAUCAUCUCCCCCGAUAUAUUCACUUUCAACGGCGUAAUGGAUGGAUAUGGAAAGAACGGGAUGAUAACUGAAAUGGAGUCAAUCCUCUCCCGAAUGAAGAGCAAACAGAUUAAGCCUGAUGUCAUCACGUUUAACUUGCUAAUAGAUGCUUACGGAAGGAAGCAAGAAUUCGAAAAGAUGGAGCAAGUCUACAAGAGCUUUCUUCGUUCUAAGGAGAAACCUACGAUUUCCACUUUUAAUUCCAUGAUUACUAACUAUGGGAAAGCGCGGUUAAGGGAGAGGGCGGAGUUCAUAUUUAAUAAAAUGACUGAAAUGGGAUACGUUCCUAACUUCAUUACUUAUGAAUGUUUGAUUGUGAUGUACGGUUAUUGCGAUUGUAUAUCGAGGGCUAGGGAGGUUUUCGAUGAAAUGGUGGGAUCGGGUAAAGAAGUGAAGACUUCUACCCUUAAUGUGAUGCUUGAUGCGUAUUGUGUGAAUGGUUUACAGAAUGAAGCAGACAAGCUGUUUGGAAGUGCAUCGAGUAUUAGGGUUCCUGUUAAUUCGUCUACUUAUAAGCUUCUUUAUAAGGCGUAUAGUAAGGGGAAUAUGAAGGGUUUGUUGGAGAAUUUGUUGAAGGAGAUGGAUAGAAAUGGGGUGAUUCCUAAUAAGAGGUUUUUUCUUGAUGCUUUAGGAGCGGUUGGAUCUUCUUCUUCUUCUUCACAGACAAGGUUGGUUGGAUCUUCUUCUUCACAGACAAGGUUGGCUGAAUCUUCUUCUUCUUCUUCACAGACAAGAUUGAAGUCGUCUACUUCUGUCAAAGCAAGGGAAGAAGAGGCUGCUGGCUAGCAAAUGACAUGAAUAUGGUAAUCUAUCUGUUCUCUUGUAGUGAACAUGUAUGUGAAUUACAGAUGACAUUUUUUUAGUUAUUCAUUCCAUUCUAGAGUUGAUGCA